This is a messenger RNA of Beta vulgaris subsp. vulgaris (sugar beet), 3726 nucleotides long. RefSeq names its product leucine-rich repeat receptor protein kinase HPCA1. The transcript has 21 exons. Gene Ontology annotation, biological process: protein phosphorylation. The record is from RefSeq and is a predicted model, not a curated record. NCBI's taxonomy places the organism in Eukaryota, Viridiplantae, Streptophyta, Magnoliopsida, Caryophyllales, Amaranthaceae. Gene Ontology annotation, molecular function: protein kinase activity; ATP binding; protein binding. The coding region runs from base 291 to 3188 and encodes 965 amino acids.
ACUCGCCUACCCCCAAAUCUUGCGUGAACAUGCAGCUGGCUGGUAUGUGAAUAGCGUAGAAAUAGUUAGAGUGCAGAUCAAAAGAAACCAAAAGAUAGAGACCCCUAAAAGUUUAAACCAUUACAAAAACUUAAAAUUUAGAGUUGGUAUUGGGAUUUACGAAUCUAAUUUUCUAGUAUAUCACCAUGGAAUUCGUGGCACCAUUGAUGAUGUACGCACGUAGAACUGUUGAAGAGUGUAAGAGUGCAGAGAAGAGUACUGUAAGAUGAUGCUUGCACUCCGUUAAUUACAUGUUUGAAUUUUUUGCAAUUUGCUAUCUUCUUCGUUGUUUCUCCCACUUUCUUAGCAGGAUCUCAGUCAAUCUUCUGCUCAUAAUUUUGCACUGCAGGAUUGUGUCAGCAGAAACAAAUUCUGGAGAUUUGGCUGUGUUGAAACAUCUCAAAACACAAUGGCAAAACACGCCGCCCAACUGGGUCAGGCAUGAUCCAUGUGGUAGAAGAUGGGAUGGCAUUUUCUGCAAUGGCCCGCGUGUGACUGCUAUCUUAUUAUCAGGCAUAAAUCUGAUAGGUUCACUGCCGGAAGAAAUCAUGUUAUUCUCUGAGCUGAAGCAGCUAGAUCUAUCAGACAACAAAGGGUUGCAUGGCCCACUUCCAUUGAAUUUUGGCAGGCUGAAGAAUUUAGCACGGCUUGUUCUUUCAGGUUGUAAUUUUUCUGGCCCAAUUCCUGAAUCAAUUGGAUCUCUCCUCCAACUUGAGCGUUUGUUUCUCAAUUCAAAUAACUUCAGUGGACCGAUACCACAUUCCAUUGGUAAUCUCCAAAAUCUCAUAUGGCUUGAUCUAACUGAGAACCAGCUGGAUGGAAAUAUACCAGUUUCCAACAAAACUAUGCCUGGCCUGGAUAACCUGUCUAAAGCCGAGCACUUUCAUCUUGGACAGAACAAGCUCUCUGGUGAAAUCCCACUUGGACUUUUCCGCUCAGAUAUGGCUUUGAGGCAUCUUAUUUUAAAUGACAACCUGCUGAAUGGAAAUAUUCCAGAAACAUUAGGACUUGUGGAGGCUCUAGAAGUCAUACGCUUGGACAGGAACUCACUUAGUGGCUUGGUUCCGCGGAGUUUGAAAUUUCUCAUAAACGUGAGUGAGCUCUACUUAUCAAACAACAACUUGAGUGGUCCAAUCCCUAAUCUUUUUGGAAUGAUUCGCCUUACAUAUAUAGAUCUUAGUAAUAAUAAUUUUGACGCGUCAAAUAUUCCUCUGUGGUUCACCACUUCUCCAUAUUUAACUACAAUAAGGAUGGAAAAUACUAGCUUAACCGGCCAAGUACCGGUAGCAUUGUUCAACCAAUCCAAUCUGCAAAUGGUGUUACUAAGAAACAAUAGACUCAAUGGCACUGUUGAUAUUCGGAUCAGACCUGGCAGCAAUCUCCACCUUAUAGAUUUGCGAAAUAAUUUCAUUGAUGAAUUUAUUUCAGAAGACUUCAGUCAUAGAACUCACAACAUUCUACUCGAUGAUAAUCCGUUCUGCGACAGGGCAGAGGGAAGGGGAAUUUGCAUGAAUGUCAAACCAUUAGAUAAUUCAAAGUUCAUACCCGAAGUUAAUUGUGUUUCUCUAUCUUGCUAUAGCGACUUUACAGGAUCGGAUUGUAGACGUCCGUAUCUCGGUCGCCUGGCCUUUCUAUCAUUUAACUUCUCAAAUCUGGAGAACUUGACCUACUACAACUUUUUGGAUGGCAAUCUAAAGAAUGAUAUUAACAAUCAGUCCCUCCUUGUAACAAAAAUAUGUUUGGCUAGUUCAAUGGUAGAAACUAAAAAUGAUUAUCUUGUGUUGGAAAUAGCAUAUUUCCCUCCUGCUGGCAUUCAUUUUGAUCGAACAGUAAUUUCGAGAAUUGGGAAUAUCCUGAACGACCAUAUUUUUGAAACACCAUAUGGGCCUUAUCACUUCUUUCCGGUUCCUUACAACUUUUCAGAAGAACGAAGCCAUCAUAUCUCUCUCAUUAUUGGGCUCUCUACAUUCGGAUUUGUGCUUAUUGUACUAAUAAUUUUUGCCGGAGCAUAUGCCUAUCGUCAAAGAAAGAUAGCUCGAAAAGUGUAUAGAUUAAACAAUCCUUUCUCAUCCUGGAGUCAUGGUGACCUUCCUCAAUUGAAUGGAAUUAGAUGUUUCUCAUUUGAAGAUGUCAAACAGUGUACCAAUAACUUUACACACUUAAAUGAGAUUGGAGUUGGAGGUUAUGGGAAGGUUUAUAAGGGAAAACUUGACAAUGGACAAUUAGUUGCGAUCAAAAAAGCUCAGGAAGGCUCAUUACAGGGUGCCAUUGAGUUCAAAACUGAGAUUGAGCUUUUGUCAAGGGUUCACCACAAAAAUAUAGUCAAUUUAGUUGGCUUCUGUUACGAUAAAGGAGAACAGAUGCUGAUUUAUGAAUAUGUUCGAAAUGGCAGCCUAAGGGCAAGUCUUUCAGGUCCGACCCCAACGAGACAGCUCCCUCUUUCCAGGGAUUGGGUGGAUAUUUGGAUUGUGAUUAGCUGCUGGAGAUCUGGAGUGAGAUUGAAGUGGACGAGGAGAUUAAAGGUUUCCCUUGGGGCAGCCAGAGGUCUGGCGUAUAUGCAUGAGUUUGCUGAGCCACCCAUCAUACACAGGGACAUUAAAUCAGAAAAUAUACUUCUUGAUGGUCAUUUGAAUGCCAAAGUGGGCGAUUUUGGUUUGUCCAAGCCUUUUAGUAAUGAUCGAGAUCAUCUUACUUCUUAUAUUAAGGGAACAGUGGGAUACUUGGAUCCUGAAUACUUAAUCACCCAACGGCUAACUGAAAAGAGUGACGUCUAUAGCUUUGGAGUGGUGAUGUUGGAGUUGGUAAGUGGAAGAUUGCCCAUAGAGAACAAGGUGUACAUUGUAAGAGAGGUUAAGGCCACUAUGGACGAGACAGGGUACAUUUACAACCUUGUAGACCCUGAAAUUCGUUCUGGCAAUCUAAUUGGCGUGGAAGAAUUCAUAGAAUUGGCACUGAAGUGUGUUGAGGACUCAGGACACAAGCGGCCUACAAUGGGAGAAGUGGUGAAAGAAUUAGAGAGUAUUAUUCAGGCAGGUAAAAAUAACCUGAAAGCUGUUUUAAGUUCUUAUGAAGGAACAAGCGAAGGCAGUACAAGUUACAGCAACAGCUGCCUCUCGGAAAACAGAGGAAGUUGUCCUUUGUUAAGAUGAGAGCUUGUUUGGGUAUAUGUGAUGUUUGAGACCUUUUCAGCUCGACUCUGGCAUAUCUUCUUAUUUGGGCUUGGCUUGUUCUUCUGUCUUAUUUUUUGCGUGGCGUUUGCCACUGAAUUCAAUCACUUGGAAUGUACUUGGAGAGCGUUAUCUUACAUGUAUGAAGUAUGAUGAACUGGUUGUAAUGUGGGACGAUGGAUAAUAUGUUCUUGACAGAACAAGAACACUUUUCUCACACACCAGCCAAAAUUUGAAGAUGUGAAGUGGAUCAGAUAUGAUGGAAAGCAACUGUUUAAUUUAGACAGCGCUAUAUAAUGUUAUGUUGGCCACUGGAAAAUUUAUUAUAAUGUUUUGAGGUAUUCAUUUCUGCUAAUCUAAUUACUAUCCAUCUGACCUGGUGGUUAUUUCUUUUCAAGAUUAACUUCCAGAGAUAUAGAAACGAACCUAAUUAGAUGAACUUCCUCUAUUUAUUCAAUAGAACCACUGUUUGGUUGUAGCUUGUAGACUGUUCUUAGUAUUAAGAGUACUCAUUUCUGAA